GCGUUUCUGCAAAUUGCGUGCAACUCGUAGGCAUCUUCUGUCUUACUGCGCCAACUACUAGCUGAACGAUGGCGGCCCUAAUGAACCGUCCCGCUGUUCUAUCGUCCUCUAGCCGUGGCCGCCUCGUAGUGUGCGCUGCUACGGCAGUGCCCAAGCAGUUUAAGGCGGUGAAGCCUGUUGGUGACCGCGUUCUGGUCAAGGUGGACAAGGAGGAGGCGAAGAGCGUCGGUGGUGUGCUGCUGCCGGCGUCGGUUCGCAACAAGCCCACUGCUGGCGCUGUGGUCGCAAUGGGCGAUGUGAAGGCCGUGAAGGCCUCCGACAAGGUCAUCUACUCCAAGUUCGCUGGCACUGAGCUGGAGCUGGCGGGCGAAGAGCACGUGCUGCUCAAGGAGGAUGAUGUGAUCGGCGUGCUGCCGCCUUCAGACAAGGUGGCCCAGCUCAAGCCCUUGGGCGACCGCAUCCUCAUCAAGGGCGCUAAGGCGGAGGAUAAGACGGCUGGCGGUGUGCUGCUUGCCACGGACUCGGGCGAGAAGCCCACGUUUGGCACGGUGGUUGCCGUUGGCGAGGGCAAGGAGGACGAGGAGACCAAGCAAAUGGUGAAGCCCAAUGUGGAGGUGGGCGCUACUGUUAUGUAUUCCAAGUACUCCGGGACGGAGUUCGAGGAGGAUGGCGAACAGUACAUUGUUGUUCGCGAGAGCGACAUCCUUGCGCAGCUGGCGUGAGCAGCAGCGAGCCCGCAGCUAAGCGCUCGCCGAGUGGCCCCAAGGGACUUCAGGAUAACGCGGGGGCGCAAAACUGCACAAUUGCACCGCCAGUGCAGAGCCUUAACGGUGGAGAGGGGAGAGAUCUUUAGGUUGAGUGAGCUGCGUGGUGAUGUCGCGUUGAAGGUAGUCAGUUGUUCUGUGACAAGGGGGUUUAGGACCUUGCGGUCUGGAGGUUCGGGCAGGGAGGGGCGGCCCUGCUGGAAGGGUGAGCGAGAAGACGUGCGUGUGUGUGUGCCUCGUGGAAUGUGGGUCGGAAACGGCUGGCGUUGGAAAGGCCAGGAUAGGCGGUCUUAGCAGGCGGCAUGGGACCAGAGUGGCACAAGCUUUCUGUAUCGCCGUGUCUGAUGCGGCCCCUCUGCUGCCGCUGCCGGUAGCUAACGACCUGGCAUCUGGUGGCGGCCGAGGUGGUCAUGGACGACCGACACCAAAGUACGAGGUGGUGUGGUUAUUAUUGUCACCGGACGCGACUGUGUGGUCCACGGACGAGGCCGUCGUUAGCAUGCACCCCCCGUCAGGGCCCUUAACCACAGCCCAGCCUAGCCUAGUUUUGAUUGUCGAGGGGCGUCCAAGGCAGCUGUGUUACAAUCUGGUCAUUCCGCUUUGAUGGCCGGCAGUAGUCGACGUGUGCUGGGCGGUAGGGAGGUGCUGGAAUGCAGAUGAUGGCCUUCACGUGGCGCGCUCUACUGCGGAAAUAACCUCACGAUAGACCCAUGAAAGUGUCCUGAAGGGGGAGGGCAGCGUUGGAUUGCGGAUGUGUACGAUGAACAGCAGUCCCUGCAAAUGGCAAUUUUGUCCCCCGCGUCCUGUGCUUGUGUGUGACGACUUGAAGCAGCUCCGCAGCAAGAUCCACGUCUCGCAACAGAUGCAACACAUGCACGGGGAUGUUUGCGUGGGCCCUGCGUCGGGGUCAUGGCAGCACAGCAAAGGACGUGGGGUGUGUCCUGUGUGGAAGAGUGUUGUUGGUUGUGACACAUUCUGGCUCUGUGAACUAGUGGUAAUGCCGAGGAUAAAGGUGAGAUGUUGGACUGGUGCCAAAUGGCACCGUGAAGGUGACUAUGCCUGGUGCCGUUGUGGCACUAUGCGGUCAACGGGGAAGGGAGUACUGUUCCGGUGUAAAACGUCCUGCGGUCUUGAAAGGGAAGUUCGGAAGUGCGUGUAUUGUUAGGUGAUAUGCCUGUUGACAAGGAGCAAAUGUUCGAGCUUGCAUCAGUGCAGUUGCCUCUCCACAGAUUGGGGCCGAGAACAAGCCGCGACCUUGACAGUUGUUUUAGCAAACUGAAGUCUGACACCAUCAACGGAGGAUGUGCCCCCAACUGGAAGGCGGAAGGAUGGUCAGACAGACGGGCAAGGUGAUGUAGAGGAGAGGUACUCGUGGUGUGCAAAGGAGCAAUGCAGUAACGUGAGCUGGCCCUGGAUCUGAAAAAAGCACGA
Volvox carteri f. nagariensis is the source of this 2195-nucleotide messenger RNA. RefSeq lists its product as uncharacterized. The transcript is spliced from 7 exons. The record is from RefSeq and is a predicted model, not a curated record. Gene Ontology annotation, molecular function: protein-folding chaperone binding; metal ion binding; ATP binding. Gene Ontology annotation, cellular component: mitochondrial matrix; chloroplast. The coding region runs from base 69 to 722 and encodes 217 amino acids. NCBI's taxonomy places the organism in Eukaryota, Viridiplantae, Chlorophyta, Chlorophyceae, Chlamydomonadales, Volvocaceae.